Molecule: messenger RNA, 1418 nt
Organism: Rhodamnia argentea
Lineage: Eukaryota; Viridiplantae; Streptophyta; Magnoliopsida; Myrtales; Myrtaceae
Product: transcription factor MYB114-like
Exons: 4
Coding region: 255-839 (194 amino acids)
Biological process (GO): cell differentiation
Cellular component (GO): nucleus
Molecular function (GO): transcription cis-regulatory region binding
Source: RefSeq, a predicted model, not a curated record
CAUAUUGUUCUCAAUCUCUCCCCCACACCAUCACCAAAGCCCAGCCAAGCCAUCUCUCUCUCUCUCUCUAGAUAAACACAGGCUGAGACCAAUAAAUACUGACAAGUGAGCCUCGCACACAGACAUUCACUCGCUCUCCUCACACUGUCCUGGAAGCAGCACAACCUCCGAAGUCGUUUCCCAGAAAUAAAAAAAAAGGGGGGGAAUAGAAAGAACUUUUGCAUUGCAAAGGUCUUUUGCUUUUUCCUGCUGUAAUGGCACCUAAGAAUGAUGGCUCGGCUAAGAGGGUUAUGAACAAAGGGGCGUGGACGGCUGAAGAAGACAGCAAGCUCUCUCAGUACAUCGAAAUCCAUGGUGCCAAGAGGUGGAAGACCAUUGCAGCCAAAUCAGGUCUGAACAGAUGUGGGAAGAGUUGUCGAUUGAGAUGGUUGAAUUAUCUCAGACCCAAUAUCAAGAGAGGCAACAUAUCAGAUGAAGAAGAAGACUUGAUACUUAGGCUUCACAAGCUGCUUGGCAACAGGUGGUCGUUGAUUGCUGGGAGACUUCCAGGAAGAACUGACAAUGAAAUCAAGAACUACUGGAAUUCUCAUUUGAGCAAGAAAAUAAAUCAAAAGCAAAAAACGCAAGAAGUUUCGACAGUGCAGGAAACUACGCCGCAGCUCAAAUCACAGGGUAUGGCACCCAUGAAGGAAGAGGGGGCUAAGAUUGUGGGGAGCUCCGAGCCCACUUUUGAUGUGAAUGAGUUUUUUGACUUCUCCGCCGAAGGAUCCUCUGGUCUCGAGUGGGUCAAUAAGUUCCUCGAGCUCGACGAGGACCAAUGGUUCACUGAUAAGAGGUGAAACCAGUUAGAGAGAGCUCUUGCAUGUAAUAAUCUUCACAGACGAAAGAAAGCAGUUCAGAGAACAUAGUCUCUAGGAAAAAAUGCAUCUGAACCUCUUAUUUCACCAAACCAAACACACAGAAUCUGUUUUAAACCAUGAAAGCGACUGAUGAACUUUUUAUGGAGGCAACAACAUCAAAGUUUUCUCUACCAUAGUGAGUGGUCCCCUAGUUCUAGCCAGCGCUCGGCAAAAGCAGCCACCUUCUAGUUUUGUUUAAAAGACAAUAGAUGGCAAUUUUCAUCGGACAGAUAAUAACAAGACAAGAAACCUUCAGGACCUUUUCCUUGUAGAGGGUCGCUUAAACUUUGUUUGAAGCCCGAAUUUUCAAAAUUCUGAUCGUUGGUCCUCCAAAAACGAUUCUCGUGAACGGACUGCAUUAUCCUGACAUGAACAAUCUAUCUCUGACCGUGCUGAAUUUUCAAUUCGAUUCUUGCUCGUCCUAAAACAAUUCUUUGCACGCGGACUGCAUUAUUCCGACAUGGCUAGCUUGAAUACCGUUAAUUCUCUCUAUUGAAGUUUUUCAUCUUCGUUCCUGUA